Messenger RNA from Peniophora sp. CBMAI 1063, 2535 nucleotides. Lineage: Eukaryota; Fungi; Basidiomycota; Agaricomycetes; Russulales; Peniophoraceae. The record is from the annotation of a GenBank genome assembly.
AUGGCUGUUGGGUACGAGCUUCUGAAGCAAGACGACCAGCAACCGGCCGCUGUGCCGCGCCGCGGUCUCUCUGGCCGUCGCGUCGCACUCAGUGGCGCUCUCAUUCUCAGCGCCGUCCUUCUUUCGGUAUUCUAUGCUUUCCCGCCGCACACGACGCCGGCAGAGCUGGCUGUUGCUGGCACCAGCGACUCGACUGGCUUGUUCGCAGAGGAUGGCUCGAGUAUACAGCAAUGCUCAGCCAACAUCCCCUUGCCGGCGAAGCCUCCUGCGCCCGUGAACAUCUGGGCUCCGUUGACCGUACCCGAAACCACGGAGAUUUAUGAAUGGAUGCAUGCUCCCGCACGCGGCUUCAAUCUCACGCACGUCCAGACCGCAUCGCUCUCAGACAACGUGCUCUACCACAUCGAGGCGUUCCGUCCGACCAAGGCGGACGCCCUGGCCUACCUCAACGAACCCACGGACGAUAAGCUUCCUGCCCGCUACGCACGCGUUAACAUUCAGCACGGCACGACACCUUCCAUCCGCGACUACCUUGUGGGCCCACUGCCUAUCAGCGCCACUACAUCUGUGGUACCACUCACAGAACACAACCACCUUCCUGGGGGCGAGAUCCCGUUCAACGCGCGCGGCUUCCUCGGCGUUGGCGAACUGCGUCCUCUGCUUGAGAAGAUCUGCACGCCCGAGUUCGCAGUCGUCACUCAAGAUCUCUUCGGUGGCUUUGCGCUUGGCCGCGAGAAUGAUACGCUCAUGGCUGGUAUGAACGCGCCGAUGAGCUUCGAUGGUUCUUUCCGUCGCGCCUGGUUAUCCUGGAAGCGCAACGUUCCCGCACCGUGGUUGCAUCCCGUCGCAUUCUGGCAAUAUGUUGACAUCUCCGGUACCGAUCCUUCGCAGUGGAAGAUUCUGAAGGUCGUAUACAACCGACAGAUCUUCGCUUCUAUUCCCGAAUUCAUCGAUGCUUACCAUAACGGUACGCUGAAGCGUCUGCCGCCGCGUCCCGAGCAAGACGACCCGUCAUGGUCUACGCGCAAGCCGCCUUCGAUGGCAAACAAGCAGCGCGACCUCGACUGGCUUCCGGGUCCUCGCUCCGUCUCGUUCGCCGGCCUUCGUUUCCGGGUCGACUACGCAACGCAGUACAUCUCGUGGCUUGGUUGGGGCAUGUACUUCGGCUUCGAUCGCGACAUGGGUCUCUCCCUUUGGGACAUUCGUUUCCGCGGCGAGCGUAUCAUCUACGAGCUUGCACCCCAGGAGGCUAUGGCGCAGUACGCCGGCGAUGACCCAAUGCAGGCUACGACGGCCUGGCUCGAUCGUUUCUUUGGUAUGGGCGCUGCUGUCCGCGACAUGAUCCCCGGCUACGACUGUCCUGAUGAGGCUGUUUACCUCCCGGCGACGACGUUCACGCUCGAAGGCUCCAUCAAGCGCACGCGCGCCAUCUGUGUGUUUGAGAGCGACACGCAUAAGCCUAUCACCCGCCAUACCGGAUUCCAUCAGGACGAGAUGGGCGCCGUCAAGGGCUUCGUGCUCACCGUCCGCUCUAUCGCCACGGUCGGCAACUAUGACUACCUCUUUGACUAUAUGUUCCAUAUCGAUGGUACAAUCGAGGUUCGCUUGUCCGCUUCCGGUUACCUGCAAGGUGGUUUCUGGGAGAAGCGCCAGGAAGGUUACGGCGCACCCAUCCAGACCACGUCCAUGGGCUCGCUGCAUGAUCACGUUAUCAACUACAAGGUCGAUCUCGACGUUGUUGGCGAGGCCAACUCGCUGCUCGCGACUACCACCCACGUCGAGAAGGUCGAGCACCCGUGGCUUGACGAAGACUGGGGCCGUGAGGUCACCCAGCAGAAGAUCAGCCGCGACUACAUCGAGACCGAGGACGAUGCGCUCUUGUUUUACCCCAAGAACUUCCAGGGUGGUUACUCCAUCGUCAACAAGGACGAGAAGAACAAGUGGGGCAUCCCGCGCGGCUAUGCCGUGCAUCCAGGCUACUCGCCUAUUCACAACACUGUCGUUGGAUCGAAGCGCCUGCUAAACAACGCCAACUGGGCGCGCUACAACCUCGCUGUCUCUGCGCGCAAAGAGACUGAGCGCACGUCAUCUUCUAUGUACAACAUGCAUCUCCCUGGGACACCGCCCGUCGACUUCCACAAGUUUUUCGAUGGCGACUCGCUCACGCAGACCGAUCUCGUCGCCUGGAUCAACGUUGGCACGCACCACCUGCCGCAGGCCGAGGACUCCCCCAACACACGCACGAACGUUGCCACUUCUUCUUUCAUGCUCACGCCGCUCAAUUACUUUGAUGCGGAUGUCAGUAUGGAAAGUAGAAACGCUAUCGUUCUUAACGGGCCGGUCACGCCCGGUGCGCCGUACAUCUUCGACGACUUCGGAGUUAAGCCUGCCCACUGUUUGCCACAGCCGGUCCCUGCGUUCGAGUACUCCGGCCUGACCGCCUUCGGCCUUGACGGCAAGAAGGCGCCUCCAGCUGAGCAAGAGGAACUCCGCAAACAGGCUGAGCUGUUCCACCGGAUCAAGAUCGAGAUUUGA